CUCGGGAGGUUACAGCAAAGACGGCCCCUUUUCAUGGCGGAACUCCUUCAGUUGCAGGGGUGGAUUCGAAGAUGAAGCAUUUAAGUUGACGCUGAUCAGUGAUUGCUCUCUUUCCCCGAAGCUAAACGCGGGAAAACCUAAAUUCUCACCAUGUCUCCUUCAGCCACUUCUCUUUCUACGCGACUCGCCGUGCUCGGCCUCCUCUCCGCCACCACCAUCUUCUUCUUCUACAAGUCGCGUCGCCACCUCCUCCGCCGCCUCAAGGCCUCCACAUUACUCCCUGCCCAGAAUCCUACCCGUAACUCUAGAGGCAAAAUAUUCUUUCUUUCUGAAACCGGCACUUCCAAAACCCUAGCUCAUCGCCUGCGCGCCUUCCUGGCCCUCAAGGAUCUGCAGUUUGACCUCGUUGACCCUAGGGAUUAUGAGCCUGAGGAUUUGCAUAAAGAAAGUGUAGUUCUCAUUGUAGCCUCCACCUGGGAAGACGGGAAGCCUCCUAAAAAUGGUGGGUUUUUAGGGAAUUGGUUAACCGAGAGCUCUGAUGACUUCAGAGUUGGAGCUUUGUUGCUCAGCAAGUGUAAAUUUGCAAUCUUUGGUGUUGGCAGUAGGUCUUAUGGUGAGACGUUUAAUGCUGUUGCUAAAGAUUUUUCGAAAAGAUUGCGCAAACUUGGGGGUGCUGAGGUUUUGGGGGUCUGUGAGGGGGAUGUAGAUGAGGGGAAUGUGGAUGAGGUGUUUGAUGAAUGGUGUAAGAGAUUGGCUAGGAUUUUGAAAGGUAAUAAUUGUGGUGAAAAUGGAAGGUGCUCUUCUAAUGGUGUUGUUGAGGAGAGUGAUGGUGAGGUCAGUGACUAUGAUGAUUAUGAUAGUGAGAUAGAGGAAAAUGGAGAGGACAAUGGGAUUGUUGAUCUUGAGGAUAUUGCCGGUAAAGCGCCAUCAAGUAAAACAAUGGUGAAACCUAAGGCCAAUGGGAAGGCAAAUGGCGAAACAUUAAAUGGGGAGAAAGAAAUGGUUACUCCUGUUAUCAGGGCCAGUUUGGAGAAGCAGGGGUAUAAAAUAAUCGGUUCACAUAGUGGUGUGAAAAUUUGUAGAUGGACAAAAUCACAACUUCGAGGGCGUGGAGGUUGCUACAAGCAUUCCUUUUAUGGCAUUGAGAGCCACAGGUGCAUGGAGGCAACCCCUAGUUUAGCCUGUGCCAACAAAUGUGUUUUCUGUUGGAGACAUCAUACAAACCCUGUAGGGAAAAGCUGGCGGUGGAAGAUGGAUGCUCCUUUGGAAAUUGUGGAAACUGCAAUAGAGUUGCACUCGAAAAUGAUAAAACAAAUGAAAGGAGUUCCAGGUGUUAAAGCAGAUCGCUUGGCUGAGGGUCUUUCUCCUAGGCAUUGUGCAUUAUCACUUGUUGGUGAACCUAUUAUGUAUCCAGAGAUAAAUUCACUUGUAGAUGAGUUGCAUCGGAAGCGGAUUUCAACUUUUCUAGUAACAAAUGCACAAUUCCCUGAAAGGAUAAUGAUGCUAAAACCAAUCACACAGUUAUAUGUUAGUGUUGAUGCUGCUACAAAGGAGAGUUUGAAAGCAAUUGAUAGACCACUAUUUGGAGACUUCUGGGAGCGAUUUAUGGACUCCUUGAAAGCUCUUAAGGAGAAGCAACAACGAACUGUCUACCGCUUGACACUAGUUAAAGGGUGGAAUACAGAAGAUGUAGACGCCUAUUCUAGCCUAUUCAGCAUUGGAAACCCCGAUUUCAUUGAAAUCAAGGGUGUUACUUAUUGUGGAUCGUCUGCUACAUCAAAGUUAACAAUGGAGAAUGUGCCAUGGCAUUCCGAUGUGAAGGAGUUCUCCGAAGCCUUGGCUAAAAAAAGCAACGGGGAGUAUGAAGUUGCAUGUGAACACGUGCAUUCUUGUUGUGUCCUUCUAGCCAAAGUCGAGAAGUUUAAGAUCGAUGGCCAGUGGUUCACGUGGAUAGACUACGAGAAGUUUCACGAUCUGGUCGCUUCUGGAAAACCCUUUAGAAGCGGAGAUUACAUGGCUCCCACACCAUCGUGGGCGGUGUAUGGAGCAGAGGAAGGCGGGUUUGAUCCAGAGCAAUCGCGCUACAAAAAGGAGAGGCAUCACAGAUCAACUCGCUGAGAAUGUUACCAUGGCUUCUGAAAGCUUUCUUGUUUUACUGCCAUGGAUGAUGGCCUACAAUUUUGAUCAUUCUAUUAUCUGUUUUAUCUGCCAUUGCUGAAGAAGUUUAUGUUAUAGAACUUAUAGUAUUAUAUUGAUCAUCAUACAUCAUCCUCUUUUGGAUGAUGAGACAUUUAAAUAGCUUCUGAAACAUAGUUUGAUCUUACAGGUUGAUAUAAUUCUCUGUUUAAGAGAAUAGUUUAAACAAAAUAGCAUAUUACAACACUUUCUACUCU
Messenger RNA from Ipomoea nil (Japanese morning glory), 2393 nucleotides. Its product is annotated as S-adenosyl-L-methionine-dependent tRNA 4-demethylwyosine synthase. NCBI's taxonomy places the organism in Eukaryota, Viridiplantae, Streptophyta, Magnoliopsida, Solanales, Convolvulaceae. The coding region runs from base 151 to 2118 and encodes 655 amino acids. Gene Ontology annotation, biological process: wybutosine biosynthetic process. The transcript has 8 exons. Gene Ontology annotation, molecular function: 4 iron, 4 sulfur cluster binding; FMN binding; catalytic activity. The record is from RefSeq and is a predicted model, not a curated record.